ACCUGGAAGUGUUGACGCAAGCGGGUGUGUCGUUCAAAACUCAAUGGUGCGACUGCCUGUACUUCCGGAGAACGUCAACCUUUCACGAACAGCGAGAUAGCAAGAAGAAGAAAAAUAAUGAAAGGGUUGCUUGUCUGUCUCUAUUGACUGAUAAUUAUACAAUAUUUAUAUUUGAUAGAAUUAAAUACACUUGAACACUUAGGUGAAUCGCAAGAGGCGUCCGAAUCAACAGCAGGAGUACCACAGCUAAAGUCUCCUAUCUCUUCCCUGGUCCGACCCCGAUGUCGAGCACAUCGGCCAGCCACCACAGUGAGUGGUAGAGGGAGGGCGAAGGGGCAGCCAGCGGCCCUGUGCCUGUGACGGGCUGUGGUGGGCACGGCCCGAGGCCUCUAACUGGAUCCCUCGAAGCAGCAGCAGCCGCCCGGCGGUUCCCGCAGUGCCAUGGACCAUCCAAAAGAGGGUGAGCGGCCGGCGAGGAGCAGCAAGGUGGCACAGGGGCGCAGCGGGCACUCUAGACCCUCCAGCUCCUCAGCCUCCUCCGGGGUUCUCAUGGUGGGACCCAACUUCCGCGUGGGCAAGAAGAUCGGCUGCGGCAACUUCGGAGAACUGAAGCUCGGUAAAAAUCUCUACACCAACGAGUAUGUAGCUAUUAAACUGGAACCAGUCAAGUCGAGGGCACCACAGUUACAUUUGGAGUACCGGUUCUACAAAACAUUAGGAAGUACAGCGGAAGGCCUGCCCCAGGUGUUCUACUUUGGGCCCUGUGGGAAGUAUAACGCCAUGGUUCUAGAGCUGCUGGGCCCCAGUUUAGAAGACCUCUUUGACCUUUGUGACAGGACCUUCUCACUAAAGACUGUAUUAAUGAUUGCCAUUCAGCUGAUCUCCCGGAUGGAGUAUGUGCACUCUAAAAACCUCAUCUACAGAGACGUAAAGCCUGAAAACUUUCUCAUCGGACGCGGAGGAUGCAAAAAAGACCACAUUAUCCACAUCAUUGACUUUGGCCUGGCCAAAGAGUACAUCGACCCUGAAACCAAAAAACACAUCCCGUACCGGGAGCACAAGAGCUUAACCGGGACGGCCCGAUACAUGUCCAUCAACACACAUUUAGGAAAAGAACAAAGUCGUCGAGACGACCUGGAAGCCUUGGGUCACAUGUUCAUGUACUUCCUCCGUGGGAGUCUACCGUGGCAAGGACUAAAGGCUGAUACACUGAAAGAACGAUACCAGAAGAUCGGAGACACGAAAAGAAAUACUCCAGUUGAGGUUCUCUGUGAGAGCUUCCCAGAGGAGAUGGCCACCUAUUUGCGUUACGUAAGACGGUUGGAUUUCUUUGAAAAGCCUGACUACGAAUACCUGAGGACCCUGUUUACAGAGCUGUUUGAACGGAAAGGAUACACCUUCGAUUACACCUACGACUGGGUCGGCAGGCAGAUACCAACACCAGUGGGGACUGUCAACAUGGACUCUGGGGCGUCUGCCAUCACGAGAGAGAGCCACCCGCACAGAGACCGGCCCUCGCAGCACCAACCCAUGAGGAAUCAGACGGCAGCUUCUGACCGGAGGGGAGCAUGGGAAGUGCAGCCCAGUCGGACAAACUCCUCCUACAUGGCCUCCCACCUGGCAUCAGACAGGCACGGGGGCUCAGUGCAGGUGGUCAGUUCAACCAAUGGGGAGCUGAAUGCCGAUGACCCUCUGGCAACACACUCCAACGCACCAAUCACAGUCCAGGCUGAGGUGGAGGUGGUGGAUGAGGCCAACUGCGUGAAAAUGCUCAACCUGUGGUGCUGUUGCUUCUUCAAAAGAAAACGGAAGAAGAACACCCCGCGACACAAAUGAUCAGCAGCACGCCUAGAUCGCUCAAAGUCUUGCCCUAGAUCGCUCAGAAGUCUUGCUCGAUAAGGUUCUUAAUCGAGAAAAUCAAUUAAGUCCCAUUCAGACCAACGAAGAAGACCACGGGAGAGUGAUGAGAGGCGAUGUGCGUACACACACACACACCAAAACAAGUGUGGCUGUCUGUCGAUGGGAAUUCCUUUUUGAAUUGAGUCGUUUUUCCUCCACGAUGCUUGGGAGUAUUUGCCGGGCCCCGUUGUUGCCGGGAUUGGGAUCUUGGCUUUUGCAAUUAGUUUAAGCUUGAUUGAUGGGCUGGACAAUGGAAACACAACAGACGGUCUGUCAGCCUCCUGCUCUUUCAUAAACACACACUGAAUGUAUGGGCGGGAAGUUAAAUGUCUAUUGGAGAAUUUAGUAGAUGGGACAAGUCCUGGGAGAGGAAAGCUUGUUGGCUACUGACUGACUACAUGUAAAUAAUGGACCAAUAUCAGUUGGAACUGGUACCCUUCAAUAAACGCUUUGGACUUCAGCGUAACAGUGUCCACAUGGUAGCAACCGAGUGGGCUUUACUUCACACUGCACGCUAAGGAGAGAAGAGAGGGAGGUGGUGGCUUGAGUGUCGUCUUUACUGCUACUGUCCAAUGCCUUAACCAAACCAGCACCCCACAGAGCCAGGAGAGGGUGACGCAGGAGGCCAGGCUCUCCAUACUGAGAGGAUAUCUAUGGUCCCUGCUUAAUGUAAUGACAUAACAUACCACCCUAUGUGGAGUUCAGUUCCUCACUGGUGGUACAGUAUCUAUACAAUGGGUGGUUCAGAAAUAAUGUUGACUAGGGGCAACACUUUUAGGGUUAAUUUGGAUGUUUGUCAGUGAACUGUCAUGUAAUUCAGUGCCAUGUCAGCUUUGUGCGUUCAAUCUCUAUCUGCAAUGUUAAUAACGCUGCAACACACUGUGUAAGCCCCUGGUCUCGUAGAAUGAUCUCCUCUUCUGUGUUGAGGGAAUGCUCUUUCACAUUUUCUGCCCCUCUGUUUCCAGUGUAUUUGCCCUGUGCUGCAAAGCAUAAUCUGUGAGACCAUUAAUGAUGAUUGAUCCCAAAUGCCAAGUCCCAAAUGGAAAACAUGGGAUUGCCUCAAAAGGAUAUUAAGAAGUACCUGGUAAAAAUCUGUCUAAAUGGUGUUUUUUUUUUCAAUAUCACUUUUUGUUUUUCCUUGCAAGUGUCAUGGAGGAUUGCCUUGAACAAACAAACUGGACGUCGACAAUGUCACCAUGCCUAUCCUCUUCACAGCAUUAAUUCCAUAGGAGUGACUUUUGGGUUUUAUGUAAUUAUGUAGAUUUUUUUGUUAAAUAUAUAGCUAAUGUGAAUUUCAAAUGUGAGCAAAUGUAUUUUUCUCUUUCAAAUAGCCAUGAAGUAUGAGAAACGGACAGAGGGGGACAAAAAGCUAGACUUUUGACUGCACUACAUUUGUUGACCCACUGUUAUUGACCUAAGGCCUUGCUUUCCCCGUACUGUAUUGAUGGAUGUGCUCAAUAUACUUAAUUGUAGCGGCCUUGUGUGCUAGGUCUGUUCUAACAAUACACUUAACCAAUUCUGUCUUUAAACCCCCUCCUUGUUUAACCCCUGUGCCAUGACAUAUGUAAACACACAGUCAUACACACCCUAGACAUUAAUGUAUGAUGUGAUGUCGCCUCCUGGUGGGGUGUUGGAUACUGAUGUCCUAGUGACCAUGGUUGUGUUCAGUAGGGCACACUGUUGCCAAACGUUUUGCAACUGUAAUCAAGCGGUGUUAUUGUACAAGGUCAGGUAGUACCUCUCGUUUUGGAAAAAAAAUUCUCCCUGCUGAACAUAACCCAGGUUGGUCGUCCCAUAUGGAGGCACAAUGCCUGAGGGGAUGCCAACCGGCUCUACAGACCUCUAUGAGCAGGCAUGCUUGUAUGUGCAUAAUGAUAUUGUGUAUAUAUAUAUUUUUUCUCACCAUUGUGACUUGAGCUCGUUCCUCUGGGGUGUAAGUUAUUGUGUUGAGAGUACUCGAAUAUGAUACAUCUAUUGGACUUCUUCUGUUGUCUUUUACGUUUUAUAGGUCAGUACGGUAUUCCUCUGAGAUGUCUGAGGGAAUAACUGGUGAGGAAAAGGCGUUUUUGAAUGACGGAUAUUCCUCAUAGUGCCUCUUGAAUGGGUGUUUUGAGGGAGGGGUUUGGCAUUGCUGUCUAGCUUGCCUCUGUUGGAUGUCUCUGGGUUCGUGGUUUAGCCUAGGGUUGGAUUGGCAUUCUGUCGUUCAGGAACAUCAGUCGCUGCUGCAUAACAGGGUCAGGGGUUCAUGUCAAGCAUGUCAGCAGAAUGGCUCCACCUGCUGGGUGUAUGAAGGCUUUUCUGUCAGGACUUCAAUCCAGUGUUGCUCAGUCUGUUCUCGGGGUGCGGGGGUGAUGUGUUGUAGCCCAGCGCUAACACCUCAUUCAGCCAAUCACUAACUCCCUGAAUAUUGGAGUCAUUGUGUGUUAGUGCAGGGCUGGAACAAUAAUGUGCAUCCUCUGGCUGUCUCCUGAGGAUGUUUUGAGAAGCACUACUUUUAGUUGACCCACAGUAGACUAGUCAUUACAGUUACACUGUGACAUACCAGUUCACUUUGAAAGUGUAAGGUAUUGUUGAAUCUAGUGAGACAGACAUCCAGAGAAAGGCCUUGAAUGGUCCCUUCUGUUCCUAAUGCCAUCCUUAUGGACUACUAUCUGCCACCGUCACCUGUGCCAGGAAAAUGUCAACUAGAACUCUGAUGGAAUUCCACCUCGUGUCCCACUGACCUUUUUUUUUAAAUAUUUGUUUCACCCAUCUGUAAUGUUGAAAGUGAACAUUGUGGUUUGGAGCUAGCGAUUUAAAGUCUAUAUUGUGUUCUUAAGGUGGCUGAGAGUAAUACCAUAAUUAUUGAACCACUUGUCAAUUAAUAAUUGUUUUAAUUAACUCCUCAACCGUACAUUUCCAUUUCAGUGGACCAUUUUAUUUUGGAGUGGAACGUCACUUGUAUACUUUGUGUCUGUAUCCUACUGUUAACAGUGGUCUUAAUGCAGGUGUUGUAUCACUGUUGAAAUUCAUUUCCUUCCUGCAAUUUUGGCUUUACAGCUGAUAAACAUGAAUAAUACAAAUUGAUAUGCACAUUCUAGUUUCCUCAAGCCUUUCCACAGCCUGUCUAGAAUGAGGAAUAUUUGCUAUAGUGUGUAUUUGCAUGGCUUAUCUGGAGCAGAUGUCUGCCUGUUUUAAUGGCAAGGCUUCCUGAGGUGGACGUAUGAAGCUAAGCCACCCGUACAAAGUUAUUCUCUCUGGGCAUAAUGGAGCUCUACAAAGUCCUCCCAUUGGCUUGAUAAGUCCUACUCACAGCACAUUCCAAUUUCAGGUGUCAUUGCUUAUACAGUACUACACCUUGCCUGUCAGUCAGACCUCAUUGCUUUCAAUUGACUUGUCUUGUGUUAUUCACCAUCUUAUUUCCUGCAUGUCCAAAUGGCAUGUAAAUCCUUAUAGCAGCGUAGAGGAGGAUGAAAGGAAAGAGAUGGCCAGUCUUUUUGGGGGGGAGGGGGGGGGGGGGUUCUCUGGCACUUUCUUCCUGUCGUUGUACUGUAGAGUUGUCUUGGGUUGGUUGUAUAUGUCUGGGAGAGAAGUUGGGUGUGACACAUGACUGCAAUGUUUUAAUUCUUUUAGGUUUUACAGAGUUCACCAUUAUAUAUUUUUUUGUUUUUGUCAGUUGGAUUCUGUUAAAGAAUAUAAAGAUGUUUUUUCUUUCAAACUGUGGAAAGUAGAAUUGUACAGUACCACAAGUUUAUCGCCCUACUCUUGCUCUGGCAAUUUAUUUUCAAACCUAUGAUUUAAGAAAUGAAUCCUACAACUGUAUUAUGAAUAUUGUGUUGAAAUAUGAAUGUUACUUCAAAUCUAUUUGAAUGGUUUAACCUAGGUUAAGGGCUUCAUGAAUGAAGGACCCAUCUUUUGAUUUCUUUCUUUUUAUUAUAAUUUAAUUUUAAGUACAGAAAGAUAAAUGACCAGACUUUAUCUGAAAGGCAUAUUUUCCCUAGGGAUUCGUGUGAGACGUGUCACAUGUAUCCUUACAAAUUCACUUUUUAUUCCCUCCACGCUUUAAAGGGGAAACACACGUUUGCACCCUUUUUUUCUUUUUUUUUUUAAUAAAAAAAUCUCUCUUAACCUUU
Molecule: messenger RNA, 6011 nt
Organism: Oncorhynchus mykiss (rainbow trout)
Lineage: Eukaryota; Metazoa; Chordata; Actinopteri; Salmoniformes; Salmonidae
Product: casein kinase I
Biological process (GO): protein phosphorylation
Molecular function (GO): protein serine/threonine kinase activity; ATP binding
Source: RefSeq, a predicted model, not a curated record